UUAUUUUUUUGGUGUUACUCACUUACCCACCAAAUGAUUCUCUAAGUUUUGUUGAAAAUUUUCAUCUUUUUAAGGAUCUAUUUUUCGAUUCCUGGUUGGGUGUGCGUGAGAUUGUGUUUGUUGUGGGGAACAUGAAGGGAGUGUAUUGGUUUCUAGUUGUAUCAGUGGUUAUUGCAGCAUGGAUUCCUCUCUCACACUGUUCCAAAAAACCUGUUGGGAUCGCUAGAAAAGAGGAUAUACCUUAUAUAAAGUGUCAAGUUUGUGAGAUUCUCGCUAAACAGUUGUAUCAGCAAGUUCAGAACAAAAAAGCUGAGAUUUCUCCCAAGAAGAUCUCGGAGUAUCAGAUCAUUGAGAUAGCAGAGAAUGUUUGUAAUCUGAAAAAGGUUGAAGCUGAUUGGAUAUUGCGUAUAGAUAUUGUUGAAAAAGAAGAUAGGUUGGAGCUGGAGGAACAUGACUCUGAAGGACAGUGCAAUUCUGAAUGCAAGACAAUUGAGCGUGCUUGUCAAGAUGUUAUGGGAUAUUCUGAUACUGAUGUUGCUGAAUAUCUAUAUAGUUCCAAGCCUGAUAUUGACUCAUUGAUUAAAUAUCUAUGCAAAGACCUUAGUAAAGCAUGCAAUACCAAGCCACCACCUGUCCCUAAGGACAGGACUCCUGGUGAACCAUUUGUUGCUAAGUCUUCGAAGGAGGCUGAAAUGGAAAAACUACUAAAAUCUAUGGAGGGCAUGCCAGGAGCACCCGGCAUGAAAAUGUACUCAAGAGAUGAUUUAAUGAAGAAUAAUUUCGGUGCUGAAAAUGACGAUGAUGAUGAUGAUGAUGAGGAUGAGGUUGACGAUGAGGCAGACUUUCCCUCGAAAUUGGGAAAAGUUUUGAGAUCAAAAGAAAACAAAAAAGGCGACUGGAAACAGAAGAUAAGAAAAGGAAUAGUGGACACAAGUGCAACGCUUAAGAAACACGCAACCAAAGUUUCAAGUCAUAUACGACAGUGGUGGAAGGGAAAGAAGACAACCUCCUCCAAGAAGAGUUCGAAGUCGGAGCUUUAGAGCUCUCAUAAACUAACCCUGCAUCUCCUGAUUAUGGAAAAUAACUUCAAGAUAUUUUCACAAUGUUUGGUUACUGGUACUACACACAAGACAGAUUGGAAGUAGGAAUAUUUGGAAGCAAUCAAAUGAGAACAUUACAAUCACCACUUUGAAUGAUUCAUAUUCCAAUCAAGGAUUUGGUAUCUACGUGUAUUUUAUUAGUGAGGCAAUUAUGCAUGAGGGUGGAUGUAUAUCAGCUAAACUACAGUGAUGCUUAAGAUGUUCCCUAGGGAGUUCAAUGUUCACCCUUCCCCACUUUGAGAUUCAUUGACAUCUAUUUUUAUGAAAAUUUUGUCACUCAAUUUACUGUGUCACAUCACCAAUGAACAGUUAAUAGAAUCAAGAAAACUCAAAUCCUAAUA
Molecule: messenger RNA, 1441 nt
Organism: Cicer arietinum (chickpea)
Lineage: Eukaryota; Viridiplantae; Streptophyta; Magnoliopsida; Fabales; Fabaceae
Source: RefSeq, a predicted model, not a curated record